This is a messenger RNA of Myodes glareolus (Bank vole), 812 nucleotides long. The record is from RefSeq and is a predicted model, not a curated record. Lineage: Eukaryota; Metazoa; Chordata; Mammalia; Rodentia; Cricetidae.
UCAGGACAAGGUGACUAGUGCACACAAACAGGGAGACCCAGGCGCGAGCCCCUGGCGAGCUAUCCCUACCCAUGGCCGAGGAGCCAGAACCAGACCUCGGGGCGGCCGAGGACGUAGUGGAGCCUGCGGUGGAGAUGCCAAGCUGGAAGGCUCCAGAGGACACAGAGCCCCAGCCCGGAAGUUAUGAGAUCCGACACUAUGAACCUGCCAAGUGGGUCAGCACUUGUGUGGAGUCUAUGGACUGGGAUUCAGCCAUCCAGACUGGCUUCACAAAACUGAAUGGUUAUAUUCAAGGCAAAAAUGAGAAAGAGAUGAAAAUGAGGCUGACCGCUCCAGUGACGAGCUACGUGGAGCCCGGCUCAAGUCCUUUUAGCGAGUCUACCAUUACCAUCUCCCUGUGCGUCCCCUCCGAGCAGCAAUCCGAUCCCCCCAGGCCUUCAGAGUCAGAUGUCUUCAUUGAAGACAGAGCUGGGAUGACUGUGUUUGUACGGUCCUUUGACGGAUUCUCCAGUGGCCCAAAGAAUCAAGAACAACUUUUGACAUUAGCAAACAUUUUGAGGGAAGAAGGAAAGGUUUUCAAUGAAAAGGUCUUUUACACUGCCAGCUACGGCAGUCCUUUCCAGAUAGUUGAUAGAAAUAAUGAGGUGUGGCUGCUUCAGAAAGAUGAGCCCUCCCAGGAAAACGAGUAAGAAAAUGAAGAUCACCGCCAGGGGCAGAACUUCUGUCCAAGGCAGACAUCAGCAUCGUAAGUGAAGUAGCUAGUGUCCUCAUAACGUAAAUACUUGAUCUACAGGAUAUCUGAUAUGUGACUC